AUGACUGAAAAAAGCAGAUAUUUUAAAAAAGAUAUUUUUGAUGAUAACGAUUAUGAAGAUCAAGAUAAAAUUGAAUAGAAACAGUUUUUUGGAAUAGAUCUGAAACAAGCAUUUUUAGAUUAACAUUUUAAUGAGGAUUAAAUCCAGAAAAUGAAGCUGUUAGAUUAAGAAUAUAGACUUUAGACUGAAGAUAUAAAUAGUGUUCGAAGAAAAUUAGGUUAAUAAAAUAGAAGGAUUUAAUUAGCUUGCACAAUGAAGCUUUACUCUUAGGCUACUGAAACAGAUUAAGAUAUAUAAGAUGAAAUAGUUGAAAUAGGAGAAAAAUGUCCAAUUAUUUUAUAAAGUUAUAAAGACAAUAAUACUUUUUAUAGAUCUUUUAUGAUCUAAUUUCUAUUUAAAUUAGUGUUUAAUGAAAAAGAUGAUAAGGCAUGUAAUAAAAGCAUCUUUAAGUUCAUCAAAAAAAUAUAGUCAAUAGAAAAAUUCGAUUGCGUUUAUCCUUUAUAAUUUCAUUAGUUUAAAGAUAAUGAGUUAAAAUGUUUCUUAAUAUCUUUUAUUUUGAAAAUGUAUAUUCUAAAGCUGGCUGAUAAUUUAGCCAGCUUAGAAAAGAUAAUAAAGAUGUAUAAUGAAAUGCCUGAAGUAGAUACAGCUUCUAUAAUUAUAUGCAAAAAUUUGUUAUCUAUAACUUUCACUCAGCUAGUUACUCAUGAUACCUAUAGGUUUCUAUUGGAGAAUAAUUAAAUUAUAACCGUGCCAUAAAUUUUAGCACAAUUUGAUGAGUCAGAAAAUCAAACUAUCAUAGGAGUCUUUGUUGAAGUUUUCUAAUGCAAUUUAAUUAUUCUAAAUGACGAGAGAGCAGAGUAGCCAGAAUAUUAUGUUCCUUAAACAUCUAAAACUAUAAACGAUGAUAUUUACAUUUACAAGGCUAGUGAUAAAAGCUACCAUUCUAUUUUUGAGACGAAGUAUGCUUAAUAAUAUUUAACCUUCUGUUCCAAAGAGGGUUAUUUAUAUCAACAGGACUUAAAAGAUUUAGUACAAAAAUUACAUUAAGCUAAUAUAAAACUCUCUGAACAUAAUGAUGAAGAGAAUUUCAAAGGCUAAAAAGAGUAAAAGAAAUGGGAUGAGAGGGUUUUUGAAAUGGAGAAAAAGAAUAAAUAAAUGAAAGAUAAGUCAGAAGACUUUUUUCCUGUGAUUUAGUGUUGUGAAUGUGAUAGAGAAUUGAGUGAUUUUGUUCCUUUACUGAAAUUCGAUAAUUAUUACUUUUGUGAGGGGUGCAUUUUGGAUAUGAUAGCUUAACUUAAUAGGGAAGAUAAAUAAUUUAUAAAUAUUGGCAGUACAUAAGUCAAAAGGUACUAAUUAAGAGAUGCAAUAACUGAACUUAACAAUGAAAGAGAAAAAACAAGCUAGUUAUAGAGCAUGCAAAAAGAAAAAAAGAAAAAUAAAGGUAUUGGAGAUAAAUCUGAACUAGUCUCUAUGCAUCUAACAAAUAAUUCUUCUCAACAGACUGAAAAAAAGUGGUAAAAUUUAUAAAAGAUAUGCGUUCGAUGUAACGAUGAUAAAUGCUAUUAGCAAGAGCUCUACCUAGUGAAAGAAGUGAAGACAUAAAGAUAAAUAGCAUUAUGCAUGAGCUGUUUAGUUUUUCUUUAUGAUUAAGUUAAAUACACUUUCAGAAAUAUUUCUCUUCAUAAAUCUUUUGAACUGUCAAACGAAGAGAUCAAGAAUACUUACAAAGAUUUUUCUAUGUACCACUUAGAGAAAACAAAGUAUACCUGUACUAUGUGCUUAAAAAUCAGACUAAAUAAUUACAUCAUUCAACCUUUAACAAAGGUAAAGGAGCUCAAAAUCAUUUGCAAACAGUGCUUUAUUACAAUUUUCUAGUACGAUGAAAAAUUACAAGCUUUGGGAAUAUCAGAUAUUCUGAAAGAGUAAAUUUUGGAUUAACUCUUUUAGCAAGACUUUGAGCUAAACAUUUGCGUUUCUUGUGAUAAACCUGAUUUGAAGACUUUUAAUAUUGAGAAUAUUACUCAGUAUCCUUCAAGCUUAAAAUAAAAUAAUAUCAACUUUGACUCAAAUAACGUUUAUCAUACUAUGACUAGUAUAAAAAAGGAAUCAUAAAAUUAAUCAAAGAAGGAGUUAAAAGAUAUUCUAAUUGAAGGAUAUUCUAAGAAACCUUCAAGUAAUAGUCUAAAUUAAGAUGAGGAGAGUUUGGCUGAUGAAAAUUCAAAUAGAAGAUUAUCAAAAAUAUGUAUUGAUUGCAUAUUUUUGAAUAUUGGAAAAUGUAAGAAUCCAUACAUGGACUACCUUAUCACAUACUCUAAACUUCACACAAAUAUUGUUUAUAAAUAUAAUAAUUAAAUUAAAACUUUAUUGGAGAACGAUGCUCGCCUUAAAAUGCAAUAAAUUCUGAAUACUUGCACUAUGUGUUUUAGAAAAUUGAAAGACUUGCAUGAGAUGAAUGAUAAGGGCUAAAGGAUAUGCACUUCAUGUUUCGUCUAAUACAAAAAAGAAUUUAAACUAAAUUAAGGAGAAUUUGAAGGCUAUCAUUGUGAUUAAAAGCACUAAGAUAUCAUUCUAGGAUCCAUUUUAGCAUAUUUGGUAGAUAUUACUUAAUGCAUAGGCUGUUCUGAAAAGAUAAAAACAUUUGAUUAUGAAGCUCUAAAAAUAUAAAAUAGCUUUUCGAAUGUUAUUGUUUGUGACAACUGUAUAAGAGAAUAGUUGGUUUAAGCAAAUUAAGAUUUAAGGAAUCCUUACGAAAUAAAGAGCUAGUAUUUAAAUGAAGUUUUAAUACUUUAAAAUAAAAAAGAAGUCAAUGAAAAAAUUAAAUAAUUUUCCUUUCAGAUGUAGAUAAAUAAUGAAGCUAAUUAAACAGAAGCAGAAAAACAAGAAGGUGCAGCUGAUCAAAGCUAGGAGAAAAAGCUAUUUUAAAGAAAAUAGAAUAAAGAAAUGCCAAAUAAAAACAAAUAGCACUUAACAAGUAGAAAUUAUAAUUUAAGGUGCUUCAACAGAUCUUGUAAAGAAGUUGAGUUGUGUAAAAAAUAAAAGAUUGAGCUUUAGUUUGUCAAAAUGCCAAAAUGCUAAUGUCUGUUUUGCAUACAUUGUUUGACAGCAUUUUACAUGAAACUAUCAGAUGCUAAUUCUUAAAAAUAGCAGAUAUAGUAAAAAUAAUCUUAGAUUAAAAGCAAGAUAGAAGUAGCAAGAACUGGAGAUAAUUAUGGUUCAAUAAAAAAAGAAGAAAACUAAAACGUUGAAGAUGGAGAUCAGGUUGAGAGAUAUUGUCCCAGCAUGCUGUGCAAUGAAAAAUAUUCAGAAUAUUAGAUAAGAGACUUAGUUAAUGGGUAUGAAAUCUAAGUUAAUGGCUAAGAAAAUGAAGAUGAAGAAUUUCAAAAAAAAUUAAAUGAAGCCCUAUUAGAAGAAAACAAGAAAAAAUAUGUAAAUGAGAGAGUUUUCUGUUCGGUGUGUAAAAAAGAAAACCUAUUGGUUGUGCAAAUAAAUGAUGAUUUUUUGGUAAAUUAUAGGAAAGAAAAAGAAAAAGAAUAAAAUAAAAACUAAAAAGGGUUUAAAAUGUUAGAAAACAAUAUCUUCGGUUCAAAUGAGAAAGAUGAAUUAUCAAAGAUAGAAGGUGAGUGUGAGUGUUUUUAUAGUUGCAAACCUUGUUUGUUUUAAACUUAUUAUAAAGACAGAUGCUCAAGAUGUCUUAAAAAAGCUCCUUAUACAGUUUAUAAAUUGCUCUUUAAUUUCAAAGAUAAUAUGAAAUGCUCUUAGUGUUAACAUAAUAAAUUUAUCACAUUAGAAGAUGGACCUCUUAUGUAUAGGACUGAUACUAAAUUCUAAUGCACAAAUUGUAAAACAAAAUUUAAAAUAAACUGA
Molecule: messenger RNA, 3864 nt
Organism: Tetrahymena thermophila SB210
Lineage: Eukaryota; Ciliophora; Oligohymenophorea; Hymenostomatida; Tetrahymenidae
Exons: 3
Source: RefSeq, a predicted model, not a curated record